Molecule: messenger RNA, 1550 nt
Organism: Phyllotreta striolata
Lineage: Eukaryota; Metazoa; Arthropoda; Insecta; Coleoptera; Chrysomelidae
Source: the annotation of a GenBank genome assembly
CAAAAUUUUAACCUACAACCUACAUAAGUAAAUUUUGGUUUGUGAUUGUGAUAGUUUUAUUGUUAUAAAAUGAAUAAAUUAGAACGAUUUGCGUGCACCUUAUCUAAAUGUAAUAAAAGAUAUAUCAGUGGACCUAAACGAAAAUAUCCUAUUGACCGGGAACAUGAAAAAACAUUACCAGUGUUUCAAUACAAUGUCAGCAAAGAAAAUUACAGGAGGGUGUUUUCGUGGGGUAACAUUCACACAGGUGCACUCGGUAAAGGGUUUAAGAAAUACAAAGAAGGCGAAAAAUACCUAAAACCCCUAUAUUUUCCAAAGAGAAUCACGCUCGGGGAGCAGCACGAAGUUGUCUCAGCCACCUGCGGCUUCGGAUUCACCGUUUUCUCCGUACGAAACGACACGAGUCAAAAACUCUACGGCACGGGCAUUAACACAGACUCCCAGAUCGGCUACCACGAGGUUCGAACGGGGCACCCCUUAGAAACGAUAUUCGUCCCCCAGCCGAUCCAUUUACCGUUCAAAAACCCCGAAAGCGCCCGAGUGACCAAGCUCGCAGCCGGCCGGGCGCAUCUCCUGGUUUUAACCGACGAAGGAUUGUUCACUCUCGGAAACAACUCAUUCGGCCAGUGCGGUCGAAGAGUGGUGCCCGAUGAGAAUUACGGCAUGAGCAACUACAUACACCACAUUGAAAACAUCGACGGGAAGAAAAUCGUGGAUGUCGAAUGUGGACAGGAUCAUAGUCUUGCAGUUACCGAAGAUGGUGGGGUGUACUCGUGCGGUUGGGGAGCUGACGGGCAGACGGGUUUAGAGCAUUAUAAGAAUUGCAGUGAGUUCACGAAAGUGAAUGGUGAUAUUAGUUCCGAAAAGAUAGUCAAGGUGUCGUCGAAGUCCGAUUUUGUAAUGGCGUUGAAUGAUAAAGGCGAAGUGUUUGGAUGGGGUAAUACAGAGUAUGGUCAAAUAACUUUACCGGGAGGAGACCAACAAAUUUCAACUCCACAUCACAUUAAAAUGCUGGAUAAAUUGGGCAAAAUCAAAUGCGUAGCCACAGCGGGGGCAUUUUGUUUGGUCGUUAACGAAAACGGUCAAGUGUAUUCUUGGGGCUACGGGUUAUUAGGUACAGGCCCAAACGUUGAACUAUCCAAAACUCCUGUGCAUAUACCACAGACUCUGUUCGGUAGAAACGACUUCCAGCCCGAUUCUACUGUAAUAGAUGUUACUUGUGGAUUGUACCACGCAGCUGCAAUCACGAAUCUUGGAGACCUCUACACUUGGGGUCGAAAUAAAUUCGGUUGCCUGGGUUUAGGAGACAUCGAAGACCAGUACUUCCCGCUAAAGGUAGCAAUUGGUGGAAUCGUCCAAAAAGUAGCCUGCGGAAUAGACCACACUGUAGCCGUAUGCAAACCAUUCAUUUAAUUCGAAAUACUAUACAUAAAAAAACCGUAUUUAUUUUUGUACAAACAACCAUUAAAUCGAUUCGACAGACGUUUUUAUGCGAGUACCUAAUUGCAGCGAAACUUGCUUGUCAUUAGCCCGUGUGGACCGACGUACUA